This is a messenger RNA of Clarias gariepinus (North African catfish), 3840 nucleotides long. Its product is annotated as zgc:123305. The transcript is spliced from 20 exons. Gene Ontology annotation, biological process: triglyceride biosynthetic process; fatty acid catabolic process; positive regulation of transcription by RNA polymerase II. Gene Ontology annotation, cellular component: nucleus. NCBI's taxonomy places the organism in Eukaryota, Metazoa, Chordata, Actinopteri, Siluriformes, Clariidae. Gene Ontology annotation, molecular function: phosphatidate phosphatase activity; transcription coactivator activity. The record is from RefSeq and is a predicted model, not a curated record. Bases 453 to 3542 code for a protein of 1029 amino acids.
UUAAUGAUUCGGCUUGUAUUUAUUAUUGCAUGUUACUUAUGAGUUAUAAUAGGAAAAAGCGCUAGUUUUAGUGUUACAGACGUUAUUAUGAUGAUGAUGAUGGUUUAUUUGGGGAUGUCAUGAUGUCCAAACAGCACCGCGAUAAGCUAAGUUAACUUAACGUUACUCAGUUCAUCCAGUUUGUAACCUCUAACCGUAUUAUCAGUUUCCAAGGUCUAAUGAAUGACGUUGUUGUAUUGUAGGUUGUGGAAGUGCAUUUUCUCGGGUGUUUAACUGAUUCCUUAGUGAUCUGGUCCACGCCUUCUCUAGAACAAACCCAGUAGACCCCAGUGUGAGGUGUGGGAGAGACAGAGCUGUGAGUCAGCCUUCACACGCAGCGGGUCGACAUCUGCCUCGUCUGAAGUGUUCAGACUGAUCAUCUGUUAAAGCAGGACGAGGUCCAGUCCCAGACCAUGAAUUACGUUGGACAUUUGGCAGAGACGGUCUUUGUUACUGUAAAGGAGCUUUAUCGAGGACUGAACCCUGCUACGCUCACCGGUGGGAUCGACGUCAUCGUCGUGCGUCAGCCAGACGGCAGUCUCCUCUGCUCACCUUUUCAUGUGCGCUUUGGAAAGCUGGGAGUUCUUCGCUCCAAGGAGAAAGUGGUGGAUAUUGAGAUCAAUGGUGAGCCAGUUGACUUGCACAUGAAACUUGGAGAUAACGGAGAGGCAUUCUUUGUGGAAGAAAAUGAAAGCUUGGAGGCAGAAGUCCCAGCUCACCUUUGCACCUCCCCUAUACCCAUGGAAGUCCCAGAGAUUUUAGAGGUGACCGAGUCUCCUUCCAGCACCACCUCGUCUUCAUCUAACCGCCGGAAAAAACGGCGCAAGAAACGUUCCCGCUCUGAUGCACACGUCCAUGAGGAUGUCAGCUCCUCAGAGGAGGAGAGGGAGACCCGAGAACAGGACAUCCUAAAAGAGGAGACCGUGAUAAUGGCAAGUAAGUCUGUGUAUUACUCUCUUUCUGAGGAACCGGGUGAAGAUGUGCUUGGAAGUCAUUCCAGAGACUUGCAUCCUUUUUCUGAAGGAGAGUGCUCACCUAAUGAGAGCCUUUUCUAUAGUCGUCCCUCAUCUCCUAAGAGCGACUCCGAACUGUUUGUGAAGCCUCAGGAAACAACCGGGCCUCAGAUGCAAUGGAACUGGGGUGGAUUUCCUAAGGUGUGUCCAUCAGAGCGAGGGAGCACAGAGCGGCUCUCCACUCCUUCCUCUCUCGUUACACCCUCUGAGCGCUCCCACUUCCGCACCAUCCAGAGGCAGGCCUCGUUCAACAUGGAGCUUUCUGACCCCAUGACCACUGUAACUGUACUGAGACCAGAACCUUGCAGUCUUGAUAAACAAUUAUGUUUCCCUGAUAAUCUCAAUAAAGUUUCCCACUCUACCCCAGACACAGAGGCUUCCUCUCCCACAUAUCUGGGUUCCCCAUUCGCACUGUCCCACAUGGAGCCUGAUAAGCGCUCUGAGCAACAGAACACUUCAGAACUGGAGGCUCGUAGCGGCAUGAAUUAUUUUAUGGCUAACACAGGUACUACAGAUCGUGAUCCUAGAACUGCAAAUCUCGAUAACACAGAGAACACCACCAAAUCUACUAAUGCUGACGGGGUAGUCGGAGAUAUUGACACUAGUGUAAAGACUGACAUCUUAGUGUGCUCUGAAUUCCGUGCAAACACUGUUAGCAUAUCUUGUAGAGCUGACUCAGGUAGCAUGGCUCAGUCGGAAUUGUUAGCUACCUCUGUCAAGAAAAUCUGUGCUUUUACUGAGACAGCUCAUUUUACAACAGCUGAAAAUGUAGCCUUGGUGGAGAGAGACAGUGGUAUUGAAGCACUGACUGAAGGAUUUGCAGAGGAGGAACGGCCCACAAUGGCCCAGCAGACCAAUCAGGAAACGAAAAGUGUAGGGUUGACGGAACAUGUGGAAUCUGUUACACAGUUAGAGGAGCAGCCUUCAUCUAAAACAGCAGAAUCCCAGGAAAAGAAAAAGGGCAAGCGCAGUCAGCAUUUGGGGCCAUCAGAUAUCUAUCUAGAUGAUCUGUCCAGGCUCGACCCUGAUGUGGUUGCACAAUAUUUUCCCAAAAGCGAAGGUGAAUCUCUGGCUCAGGGUGAUGCUGAGUUUGGUUCAGCCCCACCGAUACAGUCCCCACAGUCAGGACAUCAGACUCCUCCAUCUCUAAGCAAUGCCAAUGUGGACAGUGGGACUGAGUAUCUAUCAGACUCCACCACUGACACACUGGAUGUUACCAUGUCCCUCUGUGGGAUUGAGGGAUACUCCACACAGAUCAAGAAAGAAAAGUUCGAGGAGCACAUUGUCACAUAUCAGGAUUUUGUUAACAACCCUGGAAUGAUUGAUGAUCCAAACCUCGUCAUCUGCAUCAACUCCAAUUAUUACAACUGGGCAGCUGCUGCACCGAUGAUCCUGUCAAUGCAAGCUUUUCAAAAGAAUUUGCCAAAGGGUACAGUCGACCAGCUGGUCAAAGAUAAGAUGCCUAAGAAGUCUGGUCGUUGGUGGUUUUCCUGGAGAAGGAAAAACAUGGAAAACAAUCAGCCAAAUUUAAAGCCUGACUCCGAAGAAAGUCAACUUGAGGCAUCAUCAUCAUCAUCUCUUCCUAUACCUCCCCCAAUAAAGAAUCACUCUGGUCAGUUGUCCAGUGAUGAAGAUGCUAUUGACCCUAACAGGAAGGAAAGUUUAACAGAGGCCACGAAUACUGCACAGUGCUUGAGUCAGAUAUACCGCAAAUCCCUCCGCCUUACCUCUGAACAGAUAGAGCGUCUCAAUUUGAGAGAGGGACCUAAUCAAAUUGUGUUCAGUGUGACCACUCAAUACCAGGGAACCUGCCGUUGUGAAGCUGCCAUCUAUCUGUGGAACUGGGAUGAUAAAGUUAUAAUCUCAGAUAUUGAUGGAACCAUCACCAAGUCAGAUGCACUAGGUCACAUUCUGCCACAGCUGGGCAAAGACUGGACACACCAAGGGAUCGCCAAGCUUUACCAUAAAAUACACCAGAAUGGCUACAAGUUCCUGUACUGUUCAGCUCGGGCCAUUGGCAUGGCAGACAUCACCAAGGGCUACCUGCAAUGGGUCAAUGAUAAAGGCAUUGUACUGCCUAAAGGACCUGUACUACUUGCUCCCAGUAGCUUGUUUUCAGCUUUACACAGGGAAGUAAUUGAAAAAAAGCCAGAGGUCUUUAAAAUCACAUGCCUGACUGACAUUCGAGAGCUUUUCAAUCCACACAGACAACCAUUCUACGCUGCCUUUGGCAACAGGACUAAUGAUGCAUUUGCUUAUGUGAAAGUUGGCGUACCUGACACCCGCAUCUUCACUGUAAACCCCAAAGGGGAGCUGAUACAGGAGAACAACAAAGGGCAAAAGUCUUCGUAUUCUCACUUGAGUGAGCUUGUGGAACAUGUCUUCCCUCUCCUCUCUAAAGGCCAGCAUGCGUCCUUCGAUUACCCAGAAUUCAGUCACUUUUCUUACUGGAGAGAGCCGUUGGCACCACUGGACUUUACUUCCCUCUAGACUUCUAGAGUUAAUUUCAAUGCCUUCCUGGUUUUAUAAACUCUCCAGCCUUUCUUUACCUCUCUUGAUCGUGACACUAAAAAGCUGAAUGAAUAAAAUCUGUAUGCCAGGUCACCUGGAUCUUUAAGUAGCUUGUACAAAGUAUAUUGCUGGAUGUUACCAUAUGAUGCAACACAUAUGUUAAAAUGUUGUUAAAAUAGCACUACAGUGAAAGAUGUGCACCACAUCAUGAGGAAAAAAGUGUGAAAAACCAAAGAUUAUAAUUUGGUAUCAAAUAAAUCCUAUGUAUUUCUUAUGA